This is a messenger RNA of Rotaria sp. Silwood1, 2139 nucleotides long. Lineage: Eukaryota; Metazoa; Rotifera; Eurotatoria; Philodinida; Philodinidae. The record is from the annotation of a GenBank genome assembly.
AUGAUUCAAGCAUUACUAGAUAAUCCUGAUCGACGAUACAUUUAUGUCGAAAUGGCUUUUUUUUGGCGUUGGUGGAAUCAACAAUCGGAUGACAUGCGUAAUACAGUUCGACAACUCGUCAACGAAGGUCGUCUCGAGUUCAUCUCAGGUGGUUGGUCGAUGCAUGAUGAAGGGGCAACACACUACAAUUCAAUUAUUGAUCAACACAGUUUAGGUGCUGAGUUUUUACGUGAUCAGUUUGGUGAUUGUGCUCGACCGAAAAUUGGUUGGCAAAUCGAUCCGUUUGGUCAUUCACGAGAAGUGGCUUCACUCUUUGCACAGAUGGGUUUCGAUGGUCUUUUCUUUGGACGAGCUGAUUAUCAAGAUAUUGCAAAACGAAAUAUAACAAAAACUAUGGAAAUGAUUUGGAAAGGGAGCGCCAACUUAGAUCGUCAAAGUUGGCUGUUUACGGGUAUUCUACCACACGGAUAUGAUGCGCCAGAAUCACUCUGUUUUGAUAUCCUUUGUACGGAUGCACCGAUUAUGGAUGACGCUCGUUUACACGAUUACAAUGUUCCUGAACGUGUUCAAACUUUUAUCAAUGCUGCACAUAAUGAGCAAGCAAAUGGUAGUGAUGUUAAUGUUUUCUACUCAACACCAUCAUGCUACUUGUAUGCUUUGAAUCAAGCGAACAAACAAUGGACAUCGAAAACAGACGACUUUUUUCCUUAUGCCACUCAUUCACAUGCCUUCUGGACAGGCUAUUAUACUUCACGAGCUACUCUCAAAGGUUAUGAACGUUACUCGAACAAUAUUCUUCAAGUUACACGUCAAUUAAAUGCAUUCUCACAAAGCAAUCGACGCAAUACUAUUUUCUAUUUGAGUGAAGCGAUGGGGAUUGUUCAACAUCAUGACGCUGUUAGUGGAACAGAGAGACAGCAUGUUGCCAAUGAUUAUGUUCAACGAUUAUCUGAAGGAAUCGACAAAGUAGUAUAUACCCCAAUUUCAGACACCACAAAAAUGAUUCCUGGUCGAACAAGUGCUGCUCAAAAUCAGUAUAUCUUCGAAGCACAAUUACCUGCACUUGGCUACAAUACUUACUACUUCGAAGCUAGAAGCUUUCCCAGCAACAGUACUCAGGGAUUUGAAGCAUCUGGUGCCUACAUGUUUCGACCGUUGAGUUCUCAUGCACAACCAGUAAGCGCCCAACGUACCAUAAAUUGUACAAAAACAAAAAUAUUACAAUCGGCAUUCAUUGUCUUCAACUCAUGGGUCACUCAGCAGAUCACUCUCUAUCCAGAAGCAUCAGCUGUUGAAAUCGAAUGGACAUUGGGUCCUAUUCCUAUUGAUGAUAAUGUUGGAAAAGAGAUUGUUAUUCGUUACGAUACCAAUAUCAACAGUGCAUCGAAAUAUUAUACAGAUGCCAAUGGACGUGAAGUACUUGAACGUAUUCGUAAUUAUCGACCUACAUGGAAUUAUUCGAGUGAUGAACCAAUAAGUGGAAAUUAUUAUCCAAUAAACAGUCGCAUCUGGAUUCGAGAUAACCAAACUCAAUUAACUAUACUCACUGAUCGAUCGGAAGGUGGUGGGAGUAUGUAUGAUGGCUCCAUCGAAAUUAUGCUUCAUCGUCGAAUUCUGUAUACCGAUGGAGUUAGUCUUAAUGAAGCAUUAAACGAAACAGCCUAUGGCAAAGGUCUUGUUGUUCGUGGUAAACAUUAUCUUUUUGUUGAAUCUCCUUCCAAUAGUGCUCGCAUGCAUCGAAUUAGUGCUCAAAGCUUGUUUCUAUAUCCUCUAGCUACAUAUUCACUGCCUGAUACAUCAUCUUAUAUAAACUAUUCGAUGAUUUAUCGCCAAACAUGGUCGGCUCUAGCAGACAUAAUGCCACUCAAUGUCCAUCUCUUGACAUUUGAUCAAUUGAGUCCGAAAGAAUAUCUUGUUCGUCUCGAACAUUAUUUUGAAUUGAAUGAAGAUGAUACAUAUUCACAACCAGUCACUAUUGAUCUACAAGAUGUGUUCAAAACUAUUGGCACAAUUGUUCAUGUACAAGAAAUGAUACUCACUGCCAAUUUACCUUUGUCGGACUUGCAUAGACUAGAGUGGAUCACUAAUAAUGGUGAAUCAUCACAUCUUCACAUGCCGCGUAAGUUUGAUAUUAUUUGA